Leptopilina boulardi is the source of this 1792-nucleotide messenger RNA. RefSeq lists its product as uncharacterized. The record is from RefSeq and is a predicted model, not a curated record. The coding region runs from base 1065 to 1391 and encodes 108 amino acids. Lineage: Eukaryota; Metazoa; Arthropoda; Insecta; Hymenoptera; Figitidae. The transcript is spliced from 2 exons.
AGUACUCAAAAGAAUAUAUUAAUUAAUUUAUAUGAAAGCAGUAACGCCUAACAUUUUAAAAAAGAUGCGUUGGAUACUUUGUCGACUAUUAGAGUACGAAAAAUCAGGAGCAGUACAAUCUCCUAAUAAAAAAAUUACGCCUUCAAAUGAUAGCUAAAUUUGACGAAUUUGACAAAACUGCAAUACGGAAAAAGUACAUUUUAUUUAUUUUAAUAAAGAGAUGCCAACAUUAGAUAAAAUUUUGCUAGCUAUUAACACUGACCCGCAAAUACCAAAUUUAUCAAGUGCUUCUUUGCAUCGUGUUUUACUCAAUUUAGGUUUUAAAUUUUGCAAAAGAGGAAGGAAUAGUAUGAUAACUGACAGAUAAGAUUUGUUUUUAUAGCGCAGAAACUAUCUCCAAAGUCUAUCAAAAUAUAGAACUGAAGGUCGCACAAUAUAUUAUUUGGUCGAAACCUGCAUUAAUGCAGGAGAUGUUUCCUCUAAAGUUUGGGAGGAUACAACAGUUAAAUCUGCGAAAGAUGCAUUUCUACGUGGAUUAUCAACUGGUUCAUCUAAUCCAACUGGAAAGGAAAAAGAUUUCUUAUAUUGCAUAUUGGAAGCAAAAAUAGGUUUGUUCCGGAUGCAUUAUUAUGUUUCAAAAGUAAGAAAAAUUCAUCAGAUUACCACGAUGAGAUGAAUAGGGAUACAUUUAAAGAUUGGUUUCAAAAAAUAUUGCCUACAUUGGAUGAAAACUGCGUAAUUGUCAUGGACAAUGCUCCAUAUCAUUCGGUGAAGGAAGAAAAAAUUCCAAACAUGUCUUGGAGAAAAGAAGAGAUACAAAAUUGGAUGCUUGAAAAAGAGGUAGAAUUUGAGCCAUGGCUGAUCAAGUUAGAACUGAUUGAAAUUGUUAGCACGGUAAAAAAAAUUACGAUAAGUACGUUAUCGAUGAAAUCGCCAAAAAAUCGAAUGGAUUAAUUGUUCGAUUUCCACCUUAUCGGUGCUAGCUGAAUCUGAUUGAAAAUGUUUGGUCCCAGAUAAAAAUAUAUGUAAAGUCUCAAAAUACAACGUUUAAAAUUCCAGAUGUAAUGAAAUUACUCAACUGUGGAAUAGAAAGAGUUACUCCAGAAAUGUGGGCCAAUUAUGUAAGGCAUGCAUUGCAAAUGGAAAGAGAAUUUUUCACAAUUGAUAAUAAUGCAGACGAAAUGUACGAUCAUUUAGAAAAUUUUGUAUUUACUGUAAACACUGGAGAAACAAGUUCCGAGGACGAGCAUGAUGAAGAAGGUGUUGAUGUAAUGCAAUCAGAUAGAUCUUUCUUGCAGGUAUUUUAUGUUAUUUUUAUAUCACUUAUUAGACAAUUCAAAUGUCCUUUCUUCAAAAAAAAAAAUAGUAAUAAAAAAAGAACAUUGACAUAAAAAUUCUUUCACCUUAAAAAAAUGAGGAGACGGACAAAAAAUUCUCUUAAAACAACAACGCCUAUGAAUCUUCCAAAUUUUUUUUUAAAAAAACCAAAACUAACACGUUAUAGCAAGGCAGAAAUGGAAACAAUAAUUAGAAAAAUCCAUUUCAUUUUUUUGUUCUGAUCAAAUAAGAAUAUUGGAAACUAUAAAGGGACUAAAUUACAUAAAAAUAAAUUUGAAUGUAAAGAAGAAUCGAUUUCCAUUUCUAUCUUAGAGAAAGAAAUUAAUUUACCAAUAAUAAAACCUUACGUUACUGAAGAUGCAUAGAAUACGUCGACAAGAUAUAAAUAAUAUUAAACCACAAUAAAUCGACAUAAAUUGACCCUCGUGUUGACACAUAUUAUUUUCAUAGUCAU